AUGAGAAACGGAAAAAUUAAUCACGACUACGAUUCUAGUGGCCGGAUCAAGUUAGAACUCAACAAAGGGGUCGCGAUGCAUAAAGCCAGCUAUUCAAUCUAUGUCUGCACGGCAAAUAAUCGCUGCUGCAAUCGAUCGCUUUACCGAAACGUUUGUAUCGCACACGUAACGUUUUCAAGUACAAUAACAAUUGGAUACAACAUGGCCGACAUAAUUGGACACCGUAGACGAGAUCCACCGCACUCAAGACCCGGCUCGAUGACAUUAUCAGAAGGAAGGACGCAAAGUCUAAGUGGCAGAACUGAGGUUGGACGUAGUUUCAGCAGUCACGACUCGGCUGAUCUUUCAGGAACAAUUCAAGAUCCUGAUGCACGUCCUGCAAUUCGUUCGCAAGUUUUUGCUGAUGGUCUUCGUGGUGGAGGUAGUCCUGGAUUACCGGGAACGGGAGAUGGUGAGAUUGAUUUAUCUGGCAUUGGGAGACCGGCUCAGGAUACAGGACAGCCGAGUCCCAAACCUGCAGAGGCUGAUAAGGAUCUGAAUUUCAAGAUGCCUCCUCCUGCAAAACCGAAACCACCACCAUUGGAUAUUUCACAGUUCAAAAAUCCAGAUGGCUCUUAUGAUAUGGCUAGAAUGCAAGCUGUGUUAUCGACUCGGGUUCAGAUCGGGGUUGAACAAACGAGAGCAGAACGUCGGGCAAAAAGGGCUCGGGGUUCCACGGUCUCUGUACCGGCAAUGAAACCCCUCGAUGCUACACAAGCAACGACACCUUUAGGUAGGACAGAAGAAGUUUACCCUUCGCAAGGUGGUAGAUCGGGUGGGCGAGGUGGACGACAACGAAGACCGCGAGGAGAUCUUAAUCUCUCCCCUAUCGCUGAAAGAAGUUCAAUGGAUAGUAAGGAUACAGAAAAUCCAGAAAGUCAAAAGAAGACUGUUUUACCUGGAGGUGAUCAGGAUUUGGAGAGUGGGAAGGGAGAUUCGGACAAGGGAAAACAACCUACUUUGGAAGAGGACAAAGCAGACAGAUCAGCUGCUGGAAAACCUGUAGCAGAUGAUGAGGGCAGUUUAUACGGUGCGUCUCCUCCAAGAUACCCUGUCUCAAUGCCUCUACCGCUUGAUUCUAAUGCUUCUCCAGACCAAAGAGAAAAGUAUCGUAGAUGGGCUGCCGAACCUGCAGAGUCACCUACUGUCGAAGAAAAGUUCAAGGAAUGGACGGACCGUGGUACAAGUUCCGAAAGUAAAACUGCAGCUCAAGAACUCGAAGCGUUGGCGCAAAAUGAUCUAUAUGACGCACGCGAAAAACAUCUGGCAUGGCUUUUUGAACAGAGAAGUGCAGCGAGUCGCCAGCUCAAAAUCGAAACUGAACAGGGCAAAAUACACCAAUUGCGAGACGUCAUCAUCAGGUGCACGCUUAGUAUCAAAGAAGCUAUCAAGUUGGAAGACAAACGGCAAAAUCUGAAUACGUUAAGAAAUAAUGUGGAGUUGGAAACAAAUGUCCUAGUGAAACACAGAUUCCAGGAACUACUUCAAGAAUUGGAUCGCGAAAUCGAACUUGAUGAAAAAGUUGAAAAAGCAAGACUCGAAAUGCACAUGCGUCCUGAUUCCGUUUGGAAAAGGGCGUUGGAUAUGACGCCUGCCGAGCGAGCGGCGCUAGAUAUACAGGCUGGACAUCAUUUCGCGGCACCUGCACAACAACCGCCAUCUAUGGUACUUCGAGAGUCUUUUGCUGAACAGCUUUUGAGAGAUAAGUGGGAAAAAGAAGAUGCGCUCGAAGAACUUGAGGAUCUUUUUGAUCACAUUGGUGGAUUCUCUGAUUCGGAAGAGAGAGACACCUAUUGGGAAGCUUUCCAAGACAUUCGUCGACCUAUAUUACUCCAGAGAAACAAGGAAUUGACCGACCUGUGGAAAGAACAAGCGGAUGAGGUGAAAGCUAAUCGGCAAGAUGCUUGGCUGAAGUCUAAAGCUGCAGCUGAGGAAAAGCUCUUGAAAUUACGUCAACUUGAUAAGCCAAAUAAGGAAGAGGAAGAGGCAAAGAAGCGUCAAUUUGCGGACGCUCUAGCGGCAAAGGUAGCAAAGAAAAAGGUUGAAGAUGCGGAAGUUGACAAGACAAUUGAGGAUAUUGAAGGAGUACGUGACACGCCAAGCAAACCACUGGUGGCUGGGCAAAGCAAACGGAUGGAUUUUUCUGGACUCGUAACGGCUCUUAAAGGUAAGGGAGUUUCUCUACCUGAACCAUCUCUACAAGGUGAAAAGAAUUCAGGAAGAAAAGGUCUACUCAGUGUCCGCACGGCGCCUAAAGUAGUUGGAGACAGUGGAGAAGUUGAGACGGCUGCAACCGUUAAUGUAUCUUUGGCUCCGAAAGAUUCCGCGGAAACAGACCCUCGCACAAAUUCAACCGAAGAAGAAGAGAAAAUACCACUUCCUGAGCCACGUCCUGGUUCACCCUUUAGAGCCGAAAACUCUCUUUCACCGAUUCAAGAACACAGGUCAAGUCUUACUUUUGAAACGAAUCGUGAGGUAGCAGAUUUCUUGGAAUACAUGGAGAUGGUAAGACAUAACGAGGAAGUAGUCAGGACAGGUGAAGGCGAACUUAUUGAUUCAGAGUUGAUGCGGGAGAAAGAAAAGAGGGUGAUGAAUCCUGGUCCGAUUGACCCAGCCGAGGAGAAAAAAAGACAAAAACGGAUUCAAACCGCGGAGAAAAGAUUAGAAAAAAUUGUCGCUAGACUAAAGAUGCCCAAAGAGGAGCUAAUGGCUCUUGAGGAGAAGGAGCGCAAGCAGAGGAAAAUUGCCAAAGAGAAGAAAGAUCUUGAAGAGGCGACUGCCUGGGAAGAAGAUGAAAGACUCAGGAAACAAGAAUUGGAGGAUGCGGAAACGGCAAGAGGUAAAGCCGAAGCUGAAGAAAAGAAAAGGGAGGAGGAGAGGGGAAAAAAUGAAAUAGCCAAAGAAAACAAAGCCGAGAAAGAGAGGAAAGAGAGAGAAACAAGGGAGAUGGCAGUCAGAGAUCAGAUCAAUAAAGAGAGAGAAGAAAAAGCGAAAGCCGAUCAAAUUGCUAGGGAUAAGAUUGCUAAAGAUUUAAAAGAUAAGGAGGACAAGAAAAAGCCGGACGUCCCAGUUGAUUUCGCUGGAGAUAUCUUGACGAAGAUAAAAAAUGAUCUCCUGGCAAAAGCUGGAGCAGUCAAUCCUUCCAAGUCAGCAGGCGAAGUGAAGCCAAAGCAGAAAAACAAGGAUCUAGAUAAUUAUGUGAAAGAAAUUAAACGGAAACUUGAAGAGGAAGAACUUGCGCGGAGAGAGAAUGGGGGUAAGGACAAGGACAAGCCUGAAGGAAAUCCACCCACUGAGACCGACUCUGCCAAAAAAGCACGCAGGCAAAAGGAGAUUGCAGAGGACACCGCCCGCAGAAUAGAAAUGGCGCGAAAAAAAAUCGAAGCUGCCAGAGUAACAAAUGAAGAAGCGGAGGCCAAAAAGAAAUUGGAUGCGGAGGCGGCAAAAGAUAAACCGACGGUAGACUAUGCAGCCAGAGACAAAGCCGAGCGAUUGGCACGCGAGGAACGAGAACGUGAAACUACAGAACGUGACCGUUUAGCUCAGGAGAGGGCAGAUGAAUUGAAAAAUAGGCCAGCACAGACUGCGGAGCAAAAAGCAGAAGCUGAGGAAAAACGUGCAAAGCAGGAAGAUGAGAAAAAAAGACAGGACAAAAUAGCCCAAGAUGAAGAGGUCGAACUCAAACGGCAAGUGCGUAAAAUGAUGGAAGAAGAACAGGCUGGGGUGGCACUCAAAGAGAAAAAACUUGCGGAGGAACGUAAGGCUAAAGAGGCUGAAGAGGCUAAAGAAAAGAAAGAAAAUGAGCGACUUCGGAUUAAGGAGGAGAGAAGGAAAUUAGCGGAAGGUCUGCGUGAGCAGAAGCGGAAAGAACAUGAAGAAAAUGAACGUGUAGAGCAAGCAGAGACAGAUCGAUUGACAGAAGAAAAAAUGGAAGGUUUGCGGAAGGAGCUUGAACGUAACGAACUUCUGCAGAAAGAAAACGAGAAAAAGAAACGUCUGGAGCAAGAGAAGAAAGAUGAGGAAGAUCGAUUGGCACGCGAUCGCAUUGCGAAGAAGCAGAGGGAAAAAGAAGAGAUUGAAAGAUCAGUGAGAGUAGAAAACCUCCAGUCAGAAGUUCAAAAUCCUGAUCUCAGAAAGGAGAGAAAGGAACGUGAGAAGAAAGAAAAGGAUAAAAAUGAUCAAGAAGCAGCAGCUGCGGCAGCUGCACUUGCAAAUAGGGCUCAAGGAGGUGGACUUUUCCGAAGCAUCGCCGACAGAAUUAAUUUUCCCGAUCUCUCCUGGUUGAAUUUCAGAGUUCCUACACACUUGCAAGGGAGAGCUGGAAACGUAGCUUCUGAUGCUCCAUCUCCAUCUAUUCGUACUCCUAUCCCGGCUGACUACGAAUUGGCCCCUUUAGAUAUAGCUUGGAUGCAUGCUUAUGCUGCUGAGUCUGCUGCUCGCAGAAAAAUCAGUCUCAAUCUUACGAUUUUUAGUUCUGCGAAGCAGCAUUUGUCGGGUGUGGCGCCGCCGCAUUAUUUGGCGUGUCAUGAUAUUCCGGUGUUGUGGAAUGUGUCGCAGUUGAAACGACAUCUUUCAAAGAUCGUACAAAGGGAGAAAGUGGCGGAGAGAAAAAUUGUGAGGUUGAGGAUUGAGAGGCGGUGGUUGAAGAAUGGGAGUAAGACGUUGAUGGAAGAGGGUUUUCGAGAGUGGGAAAGUGUGGUGGUGGUUAUGGUGGAGGAGGGUGAGAAUGUGAGGGAGGGGGAUUGGAAAGAGUGUAUUAGGGAGGCGGAUGGAAUGGCGGGGUGGAUAGAGGGCUGGCCGGGGAAGGGAGCGCUGAAGAUGCCGGGGGAUAGGAAGGCUUGGUUGGCGGUGGCGUUUGAGGGGGCUUUUGGGACUCCGAAUACUGCUUCUCCUAACGUGGAUCACAGAUCUUCCUUAAGAAUUCGAGUUCCAAAACCACACGAAGUUAAAGAACCACCAAAUUUGGCUCAAGGAUCCCUUAGAUCGCUUCUUAAGCAACCGAAGACUGUCACCGGAACAGUUGCCCCGUCUUCGAUAAAUACCACGGCCGCAGAAUCAACAACUGCUGAUACGGCUGGGACGUAUCGGUCGAUUUAUCCAAAGCUCAAUCCCGAAACGAUCUCAAGUGAAUCAUUGAAACGCAUAGCUAUACCUCCAGCCGGUUCCUUUUCUUCUUUCAUACUUAAAAAGAAGACAAGACGUUGCAAAAAGGCCCCACGACUUUCCAAACAGCUCCCACCUUCAGUAUUAGAAAGACAGGGGCUCUCUAGAUCAUCUUCUUCUAUUGAAAAUUCUACAAAAAAGUCCGUAAAGGCACACGAUAAGAAGUCAGCUACUACUUCAGCCACACCAUCCAUCCCUCUUCCUCUUACUCGCAACGCAAGUCACAAUUUCAACUCUGAUAACGAGAAUAAAAAGCCAGCUAAAAAAUCAACAAUGGCACCGAAGCAAUCCACAGGCUCAUCCCAGGAUCCAUCCCAGAACAGCAACAAGCGCAGUCGCGAGAAGUUCGAGGAGUCUGAGGAAAAGAAUUGCAUGAUUAGUUGUGGUCUCGGCGGUCAACUAGACGACUAUGCAACAUUUUACUUCACAGGAACCGUUUUCGAAGCCAUACUCGAGAUCGUACCCCACUUUAAAAAGUUUCGCAAGCCUUACUCCAACUCCAUCUAUAUCCGCGGAUACAUGGCCUCAUCUUCCAGAGUCAUCAUUCAGUGGCUUAUUAAGGGUACAAUUAUGCCACUUGAGUUGCAUAAGCCAGGACGAGCCGAAGGUCUUUCUAAUUACCGUUUUGUCGACACGUACAUCAUGGUAACUGAUUUCCAUAUCCCUCGAUUGUGCGACGAACUUAUGGAUUUGGCUAUGAAAGAGUUUUGGGGUAGUGAUGAAGAAGCAGUCAUCUUACCAGAUAUUCGGGACUUGUAUACCGUUUAUUCGCAAACCGAUCAGGGUAAUCCUUUGAGAAAGCUCUACAUUGCUAUUUUUGAAGACACUGGCCGACCCAAUAUUUCCAGCGCCGAGCUUUGGAAUCUCCUUUCCCGCUCCGGAAAUGCUGGUAUCGACUAUAUCGACUACUGCAGAAACCAAAUCACAGAUCGUGGAACUUAUGAGCAUCCUCUCGAUCCACGAAAAUGGAACCUAUGCGAAUUGCAUCAGCAUUUUUCUUAUCAGGAUUGUCCCAUUUGGAUCAAGCAUCGUGACGCGACUUUAGAGGACAAUUGA
This is a messenger RNA of Botrytis fragariae, 6258 nucleotides long. RefSeq lists its product as uncharacterized. The coding region runs from base 1 to 6258 and encodes 2085 amino acids. The record is from RefSeq and is a predicted model, not a curated record. The transcript has 5 exons. NCBI's taxonomy places the organism in Eukaryota, Fungi, Ascomycota, Leotiomycetes, Helotiales, Sclerotiniaceae.